CUUAUUUAAAUGCUACGGUCCACCCCCGCCCGCAAACUAAAUUAGUGUUGAUGCUAGACCGCUUCGUUGUCCGCACUCUGCCGAUCCAAAUUAACCUGACACCUGGUACGGACCAGUCGACCCUGAUAAUGGCCGAGGAGCAACAGAAUCCGGAGACGGCCCCGCUCGUUGCCGACGAUAAUGUCGUCGACGAGACAGAUGAUGAUGGCGACUCGGCCCUCGGACUGGUGAGUCUAGCCUCUCGUCGGGGGUUACCGCUGUCUGAUGACUAGGGUCACAAAGGGUGCUGGAAGCGACCUCACGUCUUUGAAAUCUAGCAUCUUGAGGUAUCGUCAGGAAAACGGCAGGACAUACCACGCAUACAAGGAUGGCGCAUAUGUCCUCCCAAAUGACGAGGUAGAGAACGAGCGACUAGAUCUUCAACAUCACUUAUUCCUUCUUACUUUUGACGAGAAACUGCACGCUGCCCCCUUGACCAAGCCGCUCCGCCGCGCGUUUGACGCCGGAUGUGGCACAGGGAUAUGGGCUAUUGAGUUUGCGGACGAGCAUCCCGAAUGCGAAGUUAUUGGCGUUGAUCUGAGCCCUAUCCAACCAAAUGCUAUCCCCCCAAACGUUGCUUUUUACGUCGACGAUCUAGAGGAGCCCUGGGACUACUCAACCAAGUUUGAUUUCGUCUUUGCGCGCUUUUUAACCGGAUCGAUUCGUGACUGGCCCAAGUUCUUCAGGCAAAGCUUUGAGUCCCUUAACCUGGGGGGUACCAUUGAACUGAUCGACAUUGUCUAUCCCAUUCAGUCUGAUGACGACACCCUCUCUGAAGACUCGCCGCUAUAUAAGUGGUCAAAGUUGCUGCUGAGUGCCUUUACUUCCAUUGGCUCUCCACUCGACAGCGCCUUGAAAUACAAGGAACAGCUUGAGGAGGCUGGCUUUGUCGACGUCACCGUAGUGAAGCGCAAGUGGCCGCUGAACAAAUGGCCCAAGGACCCGAAACACAAGCAAAUCGGAAUAUGGGCUCAUGAAAAUACCAUGGACGCCUUGGCGGCGUUGAGCCUGGCUGUGUUUACGCGCGAGAUAGGUCAAGGUGGCCUCGGCUGGAGCAACGAAGAAUUGGAGGUGUUCCUUACUGGCGUCCGUAAAGAUUUGAAGAAUAUGGCCAUCCACUCAUACUGGCCAAUUUGGUCGGUAUACGCUACGAAACCCGAGUGAUAGUAGACUCGACCAUAAAUGGUUCUUGAGCAAGGGAGCGAUGCAAAAGGUGACAUUCAGGGUGCGCUUUCUUCAUUGUGAUAGCCGGGAGGCUGGCGUCAUCUCUUGACGGAGCCACUGAGAGAGUGUGAUGGAUUAAAUAGUUGAGGUUCAAGCCGGAUAAGUUUGAUUGGUGGCUGUAAUGAUUGAUGACUGUAUUUCACAUUUGAUUGUAUCUUAACAAACGAGAUUGUAUUGUGGGAGACCGUAUUUAUUCCAUUGCAAACCCCAAACCGACGGUGUUGUCAGGACUGCAUCGC
Molecule: messenger RNA, 1502 nt
Organism: Ilyonectria robusta
Lineage: Eukaryota; Fungi; Ascomycota; Sordariomycetes; Hypocreales; Nectriaceae
Product: S-adenosyl-L-methionine-dependent methyltransferase
Exons: 11
Coding region: 265-1203 (312 amino acids)
Molecular function (GO): methyltransferase activity
Source: RefSeq, a predicted model, not a curated record